UUGGGUGUACGCCAGGUGUACGCUGGAAAUUUGGUGUACGUACUUUUGAUAAAUGAGGGCCAUUGUCCUCAACAAUUCUCUGGGAAAAUAUGGAAUUCAUGGUUGACUCAAUGAAGGGCAAUUGGCCAGAACCCGAGGCAGCAAAGCAGCCCCAAACCCUAAUGCCACCGCCACCACCGCACAUCCAAAUGAUUAAGACCAAACCAGAAGUGUCUAAUUCUUAUGGGAGCCCCUCCCAAGUUACUCUCUAAUGAUUUUUCUAAUCAUUGUAUGGUGCCCCUGAUUCAAAGUUUAGCCAUUUUAGGUCAUGGUGAAGGUAGGGGUAUACAACAUUUUCCGGGAAAAUGGAAAUGCAUUUCUAUUAUACAUACCCACUGAGUCAGUUGUUGUGUGGCACGUUAGGGGUGUUGCGUUGUGCCCUGUACAAUGAGCUAAGGAGAGACGUCCAGGCUUAGGGUGCAUGGUGAUGGGAGCGGCAGGUUGUGCGUCAGUUGUCUUAUGUUCACUAGGGCGAAUGGACAUCCCAGUCGGUCUUAGGGACGUCGUGGCCUGCAUUUCAGUAGGUUUUGUAUUCCUGUUGGCGUUCCCGACGUGUGUAGGUGCUGAACUCCUGUGGGUGGCAGGGUGGGGGUAGGAAGGCACGUCAUUUGAAUACAGGGCGCUCCAGUUGCCUGGCUACCGGCGGGGGCUACACGGACGCCCCUCUGUCUCCCCCACACACGCGACUAGGCUACACCAGUCAAUGAGUAGACACACACACACACACACACUACUCCUCUUCCCUCUCCUCCUCUUCAACACACACAGAGGGUUUCUCUCUCCAAUCGCCGGGCUCCGUCUUUCGUUGUGGCAACAGCAACCAGACUUCAACCCUGUUAGAUCAGCUACAGUAUCCUGUCCAGGCGUUAGCUAUACGCUAUCUCCCUUUCCUGGGGCAGAUAACCUUGCCUUGUCAAUCCGUUUUGGAGAGACUACAGGGAGAAGGUAUCCUGGAAAAUGGACUCAGUCGAUCUGGAGUGGUUCACUAAGAACGAGGCCGAUGCGAAGAUAAAAAUGUCCCAGGUGAAACAAGUGGGCCUGCUGGCUGCCGGGUGCCAGCCCUGGAACAAAGAUGUGUGUGCUGCCAGUGGAGACAGGUUCGCAUACUGUGCAACCCUCGCUAUAUAUGUUUACCAGUUGGACCACAGAUACAAUGAGUUUAAAUUGCGAGCCAUCAUGUCCGAGCACAAGAAGACCAUCACAGCCAUCUCCUGGUGCCCACACAACCCAGAGGUGUUUGCCAGCGCCAGCGCGGACAACCUGCUCAUCAUCUGGAAUGUGGCUGAGCAGAAAGCUGUGGCCAGGCUGGACAACACCAAAGGCACCCCAGCAUCUCUGAGCUGGUGCUGGAAUGCGGGUGACAGCGUGGCCUUCCUGUCUCAUCGGGGUCCUCUCUACCUCUGGGCCAUCAGCGGGCCCGACGCCGGGGUCACCGUCCACAAGGAGGCACACAGCUUCCUGUCCGACAUCUGCCUGUUCCGCUGGCACCCGGUCAAGAAGGGAAAGGUGGUGUUCGGACACACGGACGGCAGCCUCUCCAUCUUCCAGCCAGGAUCUAAAAACCAGAAGCAUGUGUUGCGCCCCGAGUCUUUAGAGGGGACCGACGAGGAGGACCCAGUCACAGCUUUGGAAUGGGACCCCCUGUCUACAGACUACCUCCUAGUGGCCAACCUGCAUAACGGCAUUCGUCUGGUGGACUCAGAGGGGCUCGCCUGCAUCACGACGUUCAGCUUCCCCAGUUCGGCCGCCUCGGUCCAGUGUCUGGCUUGGGUCCCCAGCGCCCCAGGGAUGUUCAUUACUGGAGACUCUCAAGUGGGGGUGCUGCGGAUAUGGAAUGUGUCCAGAUCUACACCACUGGACAAUUUCAAACUGAAGAAGACAGGCUUCCACGCAUUACAUGUGUUGAACUCCCCCCCGGCCAACAAAUCUUUGAGCGCCAUCUCCCCUACGAAGAACCACUACACGUCGUCCACCAGCGAGGCCGUUCCUCCUCCCACCCUGUCCCAGAACCAGGCCUUCUCCCUCCCGCCGGGCCACGCCGUCUGCUGCUUCAUGGACGGAGGGGUGGGCCUCUACGACAUGGGGGCCAAGAAGUGGGACUUCCUGCGGGACCUGGGCCACGUGGAGACCAUUUUCGACUGUAAGUUCAAGCCAGAUGACCCCAACCUGCUGGCGACAGCUUCCUUCGACGGCACCAUCAAGGUGUGGGAUAUCAACACCCUCACCGCGGUGUACACAUCCCCAGGGAACGAAGGUGUCGUGUACUCCCUGUCUUGGGCUCCUGGAGACCUGAACUGUAUAGCUGGAGCCACUUCCCGGAACGGUGCAUUCAUCUGGGACGUGAAGAAAGGCAAGAUGAUCACGCGAUUCAACGAGCACGGUAAGAACGGGAUCUUCUGUAUUGCGUGGAGCCAUAAAGACUCCAAACGAAUAGCCACGUGCAGUGGAGACGGCUUCUGUAUCAUAAGGACCAUUGACGGCAAGGUCUUACACAGAUACAAACACCCUGCAGCUGUGUUCGGCUGUGACUGGAGCCAGAAUAACAAAGACAUGAUAGCCACCGGUUGUGAGGACAAGAACGUGCGCGUUUAUUACCUGGCGACCAGUUCGGACCAGCCCCUCAAGGUGUUCACUGGUCACCUGGCCAAGGUGUUUCACGUGCGCUGGUCUCCACUGCGCGAGGGCAUCCUGUGCAGUGGCUCCGACGACGGGACGGUGCGUAUUUGGGACUACACGCAGGACGCCUGCAUCAAUGUUCUGAGUGGUCACGCGGCGCCGGUCCGGGGCCUGAUGUGGAACACGGAGGUGCCCUACCUGCUGACCAGCGGCAGCUGGGACUACACCAUCAAGGUGUGGGACACCAGGGACGGCACGUGCCUGGACACCGUCUACGACCACGGCGCUGACGUUUACGGCCUGACCUGUCACCCCAGCCGUCCCUUCACCAUGGCCUCCUGCUCCAGGGAUUCUACAGUCCGGCUCUGGUCGCUGACCCCUCUCAUCGCCCCGCUCCUCAUCCACAUCCUGGCUGACCACAGCUGGGAUGAUGUCAUCGGGAACACGGACAGGGCCAUGGGGGCUGGAGCCACUCCAUUGCUCUGUGGGAAGGUGUCCAGGGACAUCAAACAGGAGCUGGAUAAACUCUCCAGUGAAGUACGGCUGAAGAAACUCAGGUGGUUCUCUGAAUGCUUUUCUCCACCAGGAGGCAGUCAUAACUUGUGGGACCUGGUGUCAGUUAUCAACGGGCAGGAUGACAGUCUGCUUCCUUCGAGCUAUGGAAAGGGCAUUAUGCACAUGAAACACCUGGUCCGCUUUAAAACUUCUGAGGCCCAGGAGUUGACCAUGGUGAAGAUGUCUAAGUUUGGAGGAGGCAUCGGAGCUCCCAGUAAGGAGGAGAGACUGAGGGAGGCAGCCGACAUUCACCUGAGACUGGGACAGAUCCAGAGAUACUGUGAACUCAUGGUGGAACUGGGAGAGUGGGACAAGGCGUUGUCAGUUGCCCCAGGUGUGUCCAUGAAAUAUUGGAAGAAACUAAUGCAGCGGAGAGCUGACCAACUUAUGCAGGAGGAGAACCACGACGUCAUCCCCUACUGCAUCGCCACGGGAGACGUCAGGAAGCUGGUGAGCUUCUUCACAUCCAGGGGUCAACUGAACGAGGCCCUGCUCGUGGCUCAGGGAGCUUGCGAAGGCAACAUCCACGUGCCUCAGAUGUCCGUAAUCAACCACUCCGCCGCUACCGCUAGCGAUGACAUUGAGACAUUUAAAGGGCUGCUGCAGUGUGUGUGCAAGGAGCUAGCCGAGUGGUAUUUCCAAGAUGGCCGAGCCGUGUUGGCGGCGUGCUGUCACCUGGCUGUGGACAACACUGAGCUAGCCAUGGCCAGUCUGAUCCGCGGUAAUGAGUUGGAGUUGGCUGUGUGUGUAGGGCUGGUGUUGGGGGAAACAGCCAGCCUGUUCACUCACUACGUCCUGGAACUACUAGCCAGGAAGUACAUGACGGCACCCACCUGCUUUCCAUCUGUUGGAAGCAGGGAUCUGGCAGCUGAUCUUCUCCAGAUGAUUCCUGACAAUGAGGUGUUGUUAGCCAAGCUAUGUGCCUUCUACCCCGGGAGCUCUGCUGAGAUUGACCACAUCCAUGAAAAGUGUGGCCUGCCGAGUCUGAAGGAGUGUCAGUCAUUGGCCGAGUCAGCUGUCAGCGAAGGGGACAUCUUCAGUGCCGUCAAGUACCAUCUACUAAGUCCAGAACCCGAGGCAGCCCUCCCAAUUGGUAUCGCGCAUGUCAAAAAUCAGCUGAGCGAUUCUGACUGGACCGUGGAGUCUGUCCAUCCCGUCCUGGAUCUUCUGAGCUACAUCAGAACAGACCGGCUUACUCUCGCAAAGUGCACAGAAGAACGAAGUGAGCUGCUCAUUCUCUGCGGUUACGUCGGCGCCUUGCUAGCCGUGAGGCGGCGGUACUGCAGCGUUGUCCCGGCGCUUUACGAGUACACCAGUCAACUGAUGAAGAGGCGGGAGGUGUCCGUGCCGCUGAAGAUCGACCAGCUGUCCGUGGAGCUGGAGGCGUGGACGGCCUGCACACAGUCUCUCACAAACCCCGGAGGUCCUCACGAAGCCCCCUACUCGCCCCCGUCCGAGGCCCAGAAGGAGGAGUACGCCCGUCUGCUGGACCGGCUCAGCGAGGAACCGCUCCGGGGCCUGGAGGGUCCCGACUACGUUACCGGUUCCAACCUGCCCAGCCACUCCGACGUCCAGAUGUCCUGCUUUACCGGACUUAGGAUCCAGGGCCCUGUGUUUUUCCUUGAGGACGGUAAAUCUGCAAUAUCACUGAACGACGCACUUAUGUGGGCCAAAGUGAACCCGUUCUCUCCUCUGGGAACCGGUGUCCGUCUCAACCCCUUCUAAGGGCCAUUAGGCUAAUGUCCAAAUUCAAUUGGUCAGCCUUUGAGGCUGAGGUCACAUGACGGCAAAAGGUCGGGUCUGAGAAAGGUCUGCUCUGCCUGAGAAUGAAGAAAGAAGGGAUGGCUUUUCCCACGAUUAAAAGAGAUGGAAGGGGAAAAAAAGAGACGGAGAUGCUUCGAAUGAGUUUUCUAUCCACAUGGUGCUUUUACUGUGUGGCCUCCAACAUGUGCAGCACAAUUCAUCCAGUUGUUAGUGUUCCAGCGAUUCUUAUUAAAUGUGAUUGAGAGGUUGAUGAUUAAGAGGGAAUGCAUGGUUGAAAUGGGUUCGCGUACUGACAUGGACGUGGGACCCUGUCUGAUUUUAGACACUCCUUAACAUGCACAAAAGAAUACAAACUAUGUAAGACCAUUCCAGCCACCCAAAGAGAGAGAAAAAAAGCAUACUUAAUCAACAUUUUGAUACAUGUAAGUCCAAAUCGUGAGAUGGUACAACAUACAUUUUGUACAUUUAUGUUUUGUAUUUUGUAUGCGUAGGGAUACGUUGCGAUUUCCGUCUAUCCAUUUUAUGGGAUCCUGUGGGAUCGGUUUGAUGAAAAUAACAACGAGACACAGUAGUACUUUGUUUAGACUCAUAACCUCGUGAUUUGUUUACUUGUUAAUCUGCGCUUCAGUCUGAUCAACUGUAGUCUACUGACAACAACCCAAGUCGCAAACUGCCUAAAAAAAAGAAAGGCUAUGCACUCGGAUUCCAUCUGGGCCAAGAGAAGCCAGCAUGUACCAUCAUGUGCUGUCACACUCCAGUCCCCUUAUCAGCCCAUUGAACCCCUGAGGGCGGUUCUCCUCGUGUUCUUUAUUGACUGGGAUGGGGAUUGGUGUGGAGCGGUAUGUGUCCUGUCCCGGAACAUCUCAGCUUCACACCAACUAGUUGAAUGCGCUACAUGAAGUUUGCAGUUGUGUUUAAAAUGCAACAUUUUGCACAAAACUUGUAAGUUUAGUGAGUUUACAGUAUUUCUGCACAUUGCUUUCUAACAAUGUGUGUAACUCGCGGGGAAAAUUCUUACAAUGGUAGAAGGAAGUCUGGAAGAUAUGUAAUUAAAGCUUAAAGAAGUUUUUUUCUCUUAGUUUGGUUUUAAAAUAUAAGCCCCAGGACAACAAUCCACCCCAUCAACUAUGGGACUCGUGAUGCCACCUCAAAUCAACACAUUAGGAAAAUAAAAGUCCCAUUUGUAGGUGAAAAUGUGGAGCUACAAUUUUGGCUAAUUGCAAAUAUUCAUGCAUAUCAUCAAUAAAAAAUACUGUUCACUGUCAAAUGUUUUAAAUAGAAGUGACAUUUGGUAAAAUUGUAUUUGGCUUGGUGGGAUUGAGCUUCAACAUGCAUAACAUUCUUAUGGUCACGGUCAUGGCACCUUAACUGUUGCGUCUCUGUUGUACUGCUGUUGGUUAAACGCUUGUCAAUGUUACUUCGUCAAUUCUGUCCGUCGCAGAAAUCGGUCACACAUACGUCUGGUUCUGGAACAAAUCUCGUGAUGACAUUAAUGGUAGUGGGAUGAAAAAAAAAGAGAAACAAAUGCAGCAAAACGUGCCCAUAUGAGCCAUCCAACUACGGGCAGUACCUGCUGCUCUCUCAUUUAUGACAGCAUCAAUCAAAUCAUUUACGUAGGACCUGAUUGCCUUUUUUUGGGUUGAAACAUCUAAACAGUGUCAUGUCUCUACGGUAACGUCCUGUGUUUGACUGUGAAUGUACACAAUUUCUGCUGGACCAAAAAUAGGGGUUUGGUCGUGUAAAGUUUUCUUUUCAUGAACAUGUUGUUGUAAUGUAGAUAACUCUAUUAUUCCUAUUGAGCUGUGCAGUGUUGCCAUAUCAGGGAUAAUAGUUGCUAGCUAGAUGGAGGAGUGGUGGCAGGUACUGGAAAGGUAUGGACUUUUGCUAUAGCUCUUACUAGGUAUGUUGGAUUCCCCCCUCAAUGCUCACCUGUCCACCCCCUUGCUGAGUGGUAUUCUAGCACACCCAGGUGGGGGCCACAGAUUUGUGGUGGAUGAGGUGAGUUUCCCCGUGACUAUUUGAAGUGCUUUCGGUACUCCUCAGUUGGCAGAAUAGCGUUGUAUAAAUCUAAGUCAUUGGUUAUUGAUCAUCAUGCAUUAUUAAUGAGCUAGGCUACUGUAUGGAAUUCACUAUUACAGUACCGUUUCAGCAGUCAUGAUGACAUGAUUAAAAUCUAUUUAAAAAAAAAAGAAAGCUCAGAUGAAAGGCAAUGGAUGAUGAAAUUGCUUUUGAAAGACCUUGACUUACAGACUUUAUUAACAAAUUAAUUAAAAAUCUGAAGGUUGUGCCUUAAGGAAGUAGAACGUUGUGUCUUUAUCAUUGCAAACAUUGGAAAGUAAAUUAUUGUUUAGAGGAGUGGUUCUUCUUCCUCAUGCUUUAUCAGUUUCAAGUGUUCAACUCUUUUAUAUUCAUUUAUUAAUUUUGUAUUUCCUCAAAGGUCAAUGUUAGAGUUGAAUUAUCUUCCUAUGCAUUUAUUGUUUUAUCUAUGUAUUGUUUGCUUAUUGUCAUAUGUACAGUUUCUCAUUGCGGUUGAAAUGUGCUCAUGAAAAUAUAAAAAAAUCUCAAUUUUGUAAUAUAAAGAAGCUUAACGUGUAAAAUUUCUAAGCAGAAAAUGUUAGGGAAAAGAGUUGAAGUGAUUAAAGCAAAAACUAAAUGA
Molecule: messenger RNA, 7630 nt
Organism: Esox lucius (northern pike)
Lineage: Eukaryota; Metazoa; Chordata; Actinopteri; Esociformes; Esocidae
Gene: wdr17
Product: WD repeat domain 17
Exons: 28
Coding region: 997-4935 (1312 amino acids)
Molecular function (GO): protein binding
Source: RefSeq, a predicted model, not a curated record